UCGGGCAAGACCCUCGCGUACCUGCUGCCCGUCGUCGAGAAGCUCCGCGCCGAGGAGAAAGAGAACAAUGAACCGCGAAAAAACGCCGACGGCGCCUGCGCGCCGCGGGCCGUCGUGCUGGCGCCGACGGCGGAGCUCGCGGCGCAGGUCUUCGGCGUCGCGCGGGCCGUGAGCGCGUCCGGCGCGGCCGUGCGCGCGCGGUGCGCGACGUCCGAGGGCUUCGACGCGCGCGACGCGGCGAGAGCGUUGAAGCGCGGCGGCGGCGCCUGCGACAUCCUGAUCGCGACGCCGGGCCGCCUGGCGAAGCUCCUCGACAUGGGCGCCGUGAGCCUCGCGCGCGCGGGCGACGUCGUCUUGGACGAG
Aureococcus anophagefferens is the source of this 363-nucleotide messenger RNA. RefSeq lists its product as hypothetical. The transcript has a single exon. Gene Ontology annotation, molecular function: nucleic acid binding; ATP binding. The annotation marks the transcript as partial. The record is from RefSeq and is a predicted model, not a curated record. Lineage: Eukaryota; Pelagophyceae; Pelagomonadales; Pelagomonadaceae.